AUGGCGACACUAUCCACCAAUACUAGAAAGCAGAAAGAGGAGGACAUCGAGCGUCUUGUGAAAUGCCGAUUGCGAUCCGAGAUUGAGGCUCGCAAAGCUGUCGAAAGCACGAUGAAGCGUGCAGUGCACGAGGCACGGGAGCUGAAAAAGGAGCUCGUCCUGUUGCGCCAAGAAAAAGAGGAACUGCGUUUAGCUGCUCGGAAGAAUGUGGUGUCGGCUCCAGGUAGCGGUGACAAGGAGACAGCACGAGGAGGUAGCGUUGGAUCCAACCGAGACAAUCAGACCGGUAAACAAGGAAGUAACAAGGCGGUGGAGUUAAAGUUGAGGCAGCAUAUUCAACAUCUCACAGCCCGAAACACCGACCUGGAGACCAACACCAAAGAGUUGAUGCAACAAGUCUCCGAUCUGGAGGCUCAGAAAGCAGCGGAGAUCGCCCAGUUGACCGCUGAUCUAGAGGAGAAAGACCGAGAGAUAGCAUCUCUGCAGGCUGAUCUAAAGAAAACCAAAUUUGCUGUCGACGAGACCAAACGUAAAUGCCAGAAAAUGCUGAAAGAGAAGAGGGAGGAGGCCCAGCGAGCUCUCCAGGAGAACGAGCAGCUGGCUCGUUGUACGAAAACGCUCCAGAGUCAAUUGGCACUACUGCCACAACUGAAGAAACAGCUAGAACAUGCCAAGGAGAAACGUGCCGAUGUGGUUGAGGUGUGGCAAAAGAAACUGGAGCAACGUGACGAGGCAUUCUUGCGCGAGGAAGAAGCGAACAAGCAGAAAUUGGCCGAGAAAGCCGCUCAGAUCGUUGAGCUCGCAGACGAGAAAGAGCAAUUGCAAGUGAAACUAGAAGAGCUCGAACGCAAACUUUGUGACAUCGACACCAAUCAUCAGACCGAGUUGCGUCACGAAGCACAGCGUCUGGCCGAGUUGGAGAGCACCACGAAAGAGUUGCAGGAGAAGCUGCUUGCAGCUGAGACUGCUUCUCGUGAAGCAGAGCAAGCUGAAAUCGCUGCACGAGAGACUCAAGAGCAGGAGACACGACUACGGCAGCUAGCGGAGGAUGCAGCCGACGCCGUUGAAGUCCGAGCUGAGAAGGCGGAGCGUGACUUGGCACAGGCUCAAUUGCAGCUGAACCGCCUAGAAGAAGCUCUCAAAGCUCGCGGAGUCACCUUGGACUAUCUGUUGAAACAACAGACACCAGUUUCCAUUGCCAGUCGAACUUCUCGACCUGAUAGAGAUAAGACAACCAGCACAUUGAAGAAGACCCAUCCAACUGGUGCUAAGCUCUCAACAGCAAGUAGGACGGUGCCAAAGAUCCAGCGUUCCACGAGAUUUCAAGCCACAAAUAACAACGAGGACGAGCGAGAUCAAUAGGAGACUCGGAAAGAACCAGGUCAAAGUUGUUCGUCCACUCAGCACAACUCCAAAGCCGAUUGAACCCAUCCCACUUAACAUCUCAUUGUUGGUCAC
Messenger RNA from Phytophthora nicotianae INRA-310, 1458 nucleotides. RefSeq lists its product as hypothetical. The coding region runs from base 1 to 1362 and encodes 453 amino acids. NCBI's taxonomy places the organism in Eukaryota, Oomycota, Peronosporomycetes, Peronosporales, Peronosporaceae. The transcript is spliced from 2 exons. The record is from RefSeq and is a predicted model, not a curated record.